CAGCGUUCUCCCCCGCUGAGCGCUUCCGGUGGUGUUUCCUGUCAGUGUUUGUAAACUGAGAAAAAAAAAUUGGAAGUGCGACAAGAAACAAUAACCGAGAAACUGUGAGAACCGGGAGGCUUUGGCCCCUGAUGAUUUGGGUGGGUGUGGUCUCUUCUGUCACCCCUCAUCCUGAGUGAAGCCCCCUCUGUUCCCCCCCAAACACACACGCAUUCAAACCAAGGCGAUGACACACCAUUCCAACAACUCUGUCCGAGACCAUAUGAAAUGGGCUGGGUUGCUGGGUUGUGAGGCAGUGCUGUCCAGCAUGGCCCUGAUGCAAGCCAACAGCAUCCCAGGCCAGAAGAAGAUGAUGUCAAACUUGGGCCAGGGGCACAGGGCCAGCAACGAGAGCCAGCAGAGCCACUCACAACACCAUAACCACCAUGGACACCAGGUUCACCACGGACAACCACACCACAGCCACAUGGGCCAUCCCUCAUCCGGGAGCUGUCCUCCCCUGCUAAUCCGAAAGGACGGUGAUUAUCACUCAUCAAAGCUGAUGGACGGAAAGGACAUGCAGGCAAACCAGAAUAUGCAACCCAAGAAGAAGCACAAAAAAUCUGGGUUAUCCCACAAAGUUAAAGAGAAAGUGGAGCAUUUACUUCCAGCAGUGAGUAUGGAUGACGACAGUUCCUUGAAAGUGCAGAAGAACUUCAUCUGUGACCACUGCUACGGAGCUUUCCGGAGCAGCUACCACCUCAAGCGACACAUACUCACACAUACAGGGGAAAAGCCAUAUGCUUGUGAUGCAUGUGAUAUGCGGUUCAUUCAGCGUUACCACCUGGACAGACACAAGAGGGUGCACAGCGGAGAGAAGCCGUACCAGUGUGAUCGCUGUCAUCAGAACUUCUCACGGACAGACAGGCUGCUGAGGCACCGGCGGCUCUGCACAGUCGGAGUGAGCAAAGAAGAAAACCAGUACUCGCAGGACGCAUCUGCCCAUCCGGCCUCCUGGAGCCCCCUACAGCCUUCCAACAACCGCCUAACUGUCUGACCCCCAGACCCUCCCCCCACAGAGACAGUACAUAACAGCCGCCUGAAACUCAGUCGUGUCGAAUGUUGGAGCCCGACUGUACUGUAACCUGAAAACAGCCCGGCUUGAAUCUUUAGUUUGCUGUCAUCAGCUCAUGCAUCGAGUUUGAUGGUGGAUUUUUGUACUUUUUUUAUCUACUGUUACAGUCACAAUACACAUAAAAAGGGGGACAAUUAAUUCACAAUCUCCAACAACAGUUAAUGGUGUUAUGGCAAUAACUUAAUGACAAAGGCAAACAUCUGCUUAUAUCUGAAAGGUUUUUUGGUUUUGCUGCCAAGAGAUUCUGAAUAUUUUUGACUGCAUGGACCGUAAGUGCAUCACACAGCGCCUCCUAUGUGUCCUGCUGUCCUGCAAUCAGCCCCGGAGCUGCCUGUAACUAAACAUGGACAGUUCACUGAGGGACACAGACACAGAACCAUGUUGCUUUUUAAGUCCUGCUCAUUUUGUGUCGAUGAGGUUACUCAUCUACCAGCCUCUGCUGACAAGCAGGAACAUCACAAGACUUGUGGUCGUUGCUGCGUCGAGGAAACAGUUCUCCUCCUGUCCCAUGUGUCUGAACACCGGCAUUAUACAACACUAAAGACAGGUUAUUUAUGAUGCUCCGGAAAUGUUCAUUUUCAAUGGAUUUUGGUGUUAGUUAAGUUGUGUAGCGACUUCUGGCACGUGUUCACUGCUGUACCUUGUUUAAAAGAGGUAAUGUCCGAGCUGUGGCAGGUGACACGAUUGAAACCCGGAGCCCGUUCAGACCUGGUAUAAACAUUCGUCCCGAGUGAUCUGAUCACAUUGUUAAGUCCAAACGCAUCCUGAGAUCUGAUCACUUAAACCACAUUCAGAGGUGGUCAAGGGCGCAUGUGGCUGCAAAUGCAUCCUGGGUCACAUAUUCAGGACCGCCUGCUCAGCUGACGUCUCUGACCCGCCGCUACAGUUUCACAAAAAUGAAUCAAAAGUAUUUUUAUGCUUCUCAGUGUCCAUGCGUUGUCCGUGGCCACCGUCACAAUAUCAACAAUGAUCGACACAACGAUUGAUACUUUUUUUCCACUGGGUACAAUCUGUCAUAACAACUGAAUGAGGUUCAGUCCCUCCUGACCCUCUGUCUAUAAACCUCUCUCUUGAUCGCUUGUGCUGACGCACAGACACAGUGACAUCAGACACAUAUAGUCAGACUGGGUUAAAAACCCAAUUUGCUCGUGAUUAUUUGCAUUCAAAAGGUGGAAGUGAGAUCAACAUUCAAGCUUAAUGCUGCCCACUUGAUCUCACGUGAUCUGAUUUCUCAGUUCGGAUGUUAACACCAGGUCUGAACAGGACCCCAGUAGAAGAUUGACAGGUUUAGUAGGAAUAGCCCUGAUUGUUUUUUUUUUAAAUGCUCUUGAACAAGUUUAUUGAACGUUUUUUAAUAUUGUUAGCUGGAUGUAGGAACCACCUGUCUGUGGCACUCUCAAUAUACUGUAAAUUCAAUAUGUCUCUUUUCCUAGAAACCACUGUCAGUCUUAUUAUUUCCCCACUCUGCGUCAGAUUCCUCUGACUCUGAAAGACCUCCAUCCUUUCAGAGUGUUUCUGAUAACUGAGGCUGGGUCAGCAUAUUGCCGGUAAUCCCUGAGAUUUACCUGAGAGCGCAUUAGCCCAUGAAAUCUCAUCCAAAACUUUUUUUUACUGUUUGCACACAGGUGGAUCCCUAGACCCCAAUGAAUCAUAUUCUCUGUGGAUUCUGAGAAAAACAUUUCUUGGAGCUCAGCAGUUUAAUUCAGCUCUCAUGAAAUUGCCAGUUCGUGCAGCUUAAAGUAUAAUUUGGCUCAUCUGCAGAUUUCCAAAGCUGAUCUCCGUCUUGACCUGAGCGAAUGUGAUGUGAAUACAGUGCCAUGUCAUUUCAUCCCCACUUUGACCUUGAGCAUCUUCAGUGAAGAUGAUAAUUGUGGCUCGACGGACUACAAGGUCUACAUGGUGUUUUCUAUGAUGAUAACCUACAUUGUAUUACUGUAAGUUAUGGCUCUCUGUAGGAUCAAAUCAGUUUGUAAACACUGGACUGAAGAUAGUAGCUCAGUAGUGAAGAAGAGAGGAGUAACAUUUGUUUUCUGUUUAGACUAAAGCCUGUUUUUAAAGUAGACUGGUAGUUCUGUUGCUUUCAGACUUUUAGAUCGUGGGGAAGGAGACUGACUUGUCUACUGUUUAUGAAGUUAAUAUAUAUUUAAAUUGUAUUAGGGGUAGAAAAUAGUACGUACGGGACCUACACUCCAAAAACAAAUCAAAGUAUUUACAAAGUUAUAAACCUUAGUCUGAUGAUUUCUUAUGGCAACUGAAAAGGCCGUAGCGAGUUAUUGUUCAUCUUGUUAGCUGGAGUAAAGUAAGAGCCGACACUCUUACCAAUUUUAGAAUAGCAGCCAUGACUGUCACCAUAUUUUUUUUUUACAUUUUUCUUUUGCAUGUAUUUGUUGGAGGAACUUGUACAUAUAUAUUUUGUUCUGGUAAAUGUCUUUUUUUUUUUAAAUGCCAGCCUCAGUUUGUUUUUGUCAUUUCAGGGGUGUGAAGUAAAGACUCAGUCAAUCAAAACUGUAGUGAAUGGAGUUUUAGGCCCCAAGUCUCAAUAAAGCUGUUACAUUUUUUUCAACAAA
Hippoglossus stenolepis (Pacific halibut) is the source of this 3681-nucleotide messenger RNA. RefSeq names its product zinc finger protein 740b (gene znf740b). NCBI's taxonomy places the organism in Eukaryota, Metazoa, Chordata, Actinopteri, Pleuronectiformes, Pleuronectidae. Bases 227 to 1036 code for a protein of 269 amino acids. Gene Ontology annotation, molecular function: DNA-binding transcription factor activity, RNA polymerase II-specific; RNA polymerase II cis-regulatory region sequence-specific DNA binding. Gene Ontology annotation, biological process: regulation of transcription by RNA polymerase II. The record is from RefSeq and is a predicted model, not a curated record. Gene Ontology annotation, cellular component: nucleus. The transcript has 7 exons.